GCAAUAAUCUCGGCAGAAGAUCAAAAAUGGCAACUUGGAAAUUUAUCAUACGAUCCGUCUUGUUUUUUCUCGAUCUAGCAAUGCUUCUAGCAGCACUUGCUUUGAUUGCCGUUGGAUUUUGGAUGGGUUAUGACAGUUCAUUUGACACCGAUUUAAAGAAUGUCAUAUACAAGUAUGAUGAUCCAAAAAGCCUUGCUGAUGCUAAAUUUAAUAUUCGUGUUUGGCUCAUCGUUGUAUUCUGGAGCAUUAUCGGCCUUUCUUUGGGAGCCGUUGUCACAGCUGUUUUGGGAAUGAUUUCAAGUGUUUGGCCAAAACGAAAGGGAUUUAUGAUAACUUAUCUCGUACUGAUCAUAGUUCUAGUUUCACUAGAAAUUGGAUGUGGAGUGGCUGUUCUUGUAAGAAGAAAUUCAUUGCAUGAUAAUACAAACAGUUUGAUUGAUGCUAUGUAUACUACAAACUCAGUCAAUGAUUUGAAGAUUAUUCAGGAUAAGUACAACUGUUGCGGUAUCGAGAACUCACUAUUCAACGUUAUGUAUUGCGGUCCAAUGUCCCAAAAGCCUCAUUGUGAUGUGGCAGUGUUUGAUAGUGUGGAUAACACUAUGAUGAUAUCUGGAAUCAUACUUCUUGUUAUUCUGAUCCUUCAAACUAUUGCUAUCAUUCUUCCAGUUCCCAUAUUGAUUUCAAGGAAGAAAACCUACAAGUACAGUUACGAGCCAAGAGUAACCCAACUUGCGGACAUCACCGAAGACACUCGUUUUUAAAGACGAACUACAGUACCCUUGUCAUUCAUUUGUUCUGAAUCAUUCCACACGUUGUAAUGUGUCCUGAUUACAUGUCAAUUUCAUUACUGUAAUUAUAGUCUUGUUGUUAUCUACGGGUUAAUCAUUGAGUAAACAUUU
Caenorhabditis elegans is the source of this 899-nucleotide messenger RNA. RefSeq names its product Tetraspanin-1 (gene tsp-1). The record is from RefSeq and is marked reviewed. Gene Ontology annotation, cellular component: membrane. The transcript has 5 exons. The coding region runs from base 27 to 761 and encodes 244 amino acids. NCBI's taxonomy places the organism in Eukaryota, Metazoa, Nematoda, Chromadorea, Rhabditida, Rhabditidae.